UUAACUCCGCACUUUGCCGGAUAUUCUCCAACCGGUUGAGUAUAAAGUUCCGGUUUCUUUUUAUGUCUUUCGGGUCCGGCCAUGUCUCAACCUCUUCCUCUUCCAUUACCAUUUCUACCUCUUCAACCCACUCCCUAAGCUACCCUCUCAACCCUGUCCCUGAAUCCCCCCCAUCCUUGUCCAGCUUUCUUCUCUUCCCCCCUCCAAUUGCACCCCCCAGUUCCAUUCCUUCCGUCUCCCCCCCCAUUUCAGCGGUAGUCCUGUCUACCGCGGUGCCCGCCGUCGACACCCCGGCAGCCUCGUCCACGUUCGGCCCAUCGCACAGUGGGACAGAAUCCCGAAAACGUGGCCAAAAGUCGAAAAAUAAAGUUUCGAUUUAGGAGUUUUUAACUAUUGGGUUGGCUACAGUGAUAGUUUGACUUCCAAAUUUCACACACAGCAGGGUCCGAUCGUGAAAAUCUGAGUUUGUAGACCAGUUCUAAUGUGACCCUCGCAGGAGUAGCAUCUGUCGCAAACGAGAGACGAAAAAUAACGGUCUUUUCAAAAGUACGCCAAAACACGUGGAAUUAAUCAAUUUUAUGUUUGUAAAAUGGAAUCAUCUAUUGAUAAAUCUGGUGACAAUGCUGAAAUGGCUUUGUCGAGGAAGGAAAUUUUUAUUUUAGUGAGAGAUCAUUUAAAUGAACAUGUGCCUGUAAUUUAUGAAGUAAUUGAAAAGGAGAUGUCCCAUAAAUUACAAAAUUCUUUUAAAUUACCAGAGGAUGUAAAACAAGUCAUACGCAAAUUAUUACACGAUUUUAGAACGAAGUGGCAAAAAGUUAACAGGACAGAACAAAAUUUUUUUGAAAAGUUUCGGCAAUGGCUAAGCGUGCUCGUUUAUUUCAAUAAAAACGAAGUUGUAGAAGAAUAUAUAGAAACGCCAAAAAAAGGGAAUUUAGGUCGCCCUUCUUCAUCAUUUACAGCUUCAAGUGAGAGAACAAAACGAAGGAAAACCGAAGAUAUUCGUUCACACGCAAGUGUCGAAGAAUUAUGUUAUGCCACGCAAAUGAGUCUUCGAGCUGCCAAAAAAUUAGAUGCCGCAAAAGUUGUUUCGGAUGUGACAUUGGGCAGUCCAUCGAAAGCCCGAAAAUACAGAAAGUCUUUAGAAUUUACUCCAGGAAGCAUUCUUUCCGCUGAUUCUGCUCUUUCGCUUAUAAUUGAGCAGAAAUUAUCAAAAAGUCAGUAUCUGGGACUACGAGCUGUAAGCAAAGAAAACAAUUGUAAAUUAUUUCCGUCAUAUCACACAGUAUCAGAAGCUAAAAGUAAAUGUUAUCCGCUGAGAUCAGGCAUGAUCAUAACUGAAUGCAGUGCCGAAGUCAAAUUACAGUAUUUAUUGGAUCACACAGUUCGAAGAAUUUUAUUGGUUCAAAUGGACGUUAUAAAGAGCUUGACUUCAAAAAACGUUCGCAACUUAAAGUUAAUUUGCAAGUGGGGUCUUGAUGGUAGCUCUGGCCAGAGUAUGUACAAGCAAAAAUUUAGUGAUGAUGACGGAAGCAAAUCAGAUUCGAGCAUUUUUUUCACUUCGCUUGUGCCACUACAGCUUGUAUCUGUUGAUCAAAUGACAAAUGCAGAAAUUAUUGUAUGGAAAAAUCAAAGACCUUCAUCUCCUCGAUUUUGUCGGCCCAUAAGGAUUCAAUUUUUGCAAGAAAAUACCGAAGCCACCGUGAACGAGACAGAUAACAUUAAAGAACAAGAGAGUAAACUUGUCGCUUUUCAAACGGUUAUAGACGGAAAAGAAAUAAACGUAUCUUAUAAUCUUGCCCUAACAAUGAUAGAUGGUAAAGUUUGCAACAAAUAUAUUAAAAUGUUUCGAGAAGACUUCUCACGAAAAUGUACUCGUACAAAAACUAUGGAAGAUGUUUUUUUACGGCUGUUAGUGGCAUCAGAUCCAUUUAUUUCAAGCUUACGAAAAUUACCUACCAAAAAAUUAAAAUCGUUGUCAUCAGAAGCAGUGCAAUUAAUAAUUCCGCCAACUAUUGAGAUAACUGAUGAAAGCUUCAACAUUUCUACAAUAAAAUCAUCUGACAUAGAUACUGAUGAUUCAACAGACUCUGAAUAAUUAUUAAUUAAAUCUAAUUAUUUUUAAUUUUAUUAUUGGACUAUAUUUAUAUUGUUUCACUAUAUAUGCGUUGUCAAAUUAUAUUUUAAUA
Molecule: messenger RNA, 2186 nt
Organism: Odontomachus brunneus
Lineage: Eukaryota; Metazoa; Arthropoda; Insecta; Hymenoptera; Formicidae
Exons: 2
Coding region: 590-2095 (501 amino acids)
Source: RefSeq, a predicted model, not a curated record